This is a messenger RNA of Rubroshorea leprosula, 1110 nucleotides long. NCBI's taxonomy places the organism in Eukaryota, Viridiplantae, Streptophyta, Magnoliopsida, Malvales, Dipterocarpaceae. The record is from the annotation of a GenBank genome assembly.
AGGCUGGCUGACAGGACUGAUAUAUUUCUUGAAUGAGCAGCAUGCAGUUGCAACUGGUGAUAUAGAGGAAAUUUUCUGUCGGUUGCCCUUACCUCAUUUUGAGGAAGAGUUCAAGAUUGACAAGACGUGGAGAGAUUUAAUGGAGCAUAAAGUGGAGCCACCUCCAUAUGUGCAUAUUAGGCGCAAUGUUUACCUAGUGAAGAGGAAACGAGAUACUGCUGAUGAUGAUGUUGGAUGCACAAGCUGUGGUUCCAUCUGUUCUGAGAAUUGUGUGUGCAGGGUUCAAUGCAUCAGCUGCUCAAAGGCAUGCCGAUGCUCAGACUCUUGCAGCAACAGGCCUUUCCGCAAGGAGAAAAAAAUCAAAAUUGUAAAGACUGAGCUAUGUGGUUGGGGUGUAGAGGCAGCAGAACCUAUUAACAAGGGAGAAUUCAUAGUUGAAUACAUUGGUGAAGUUAUUGAUGAUGCUCUCUGUACACAAAGGCUUUGGGACAUGAAAUACCUUGGUGUGAACAACUUUUACAUGUGUGAAAUUCGAAAAGAUUUCACAAUUGAUGCUACUUUCAAGGGGAAUUUAUCUCGUUUUCUGAAUCAUAGUUGUGAUCCAAACUGUGUUAUGGAGAAGUGGCAAGUUGAGGGGGAGACUCGUGUGGGUGUGUUUGCUGCUCGAUCAAUAGAUGUUGGAGAGCCUCUUACAUAUGAUUACAGAUUUGUGCAAUUUGGACCAGAGGUAAAGUGCCAUUGUGGCGCUUCAAACUGUCAAGGCUAUCUUGGCACCAAGAGAAAGAUUGCUACACUGGAUUUCUGCUGGGGUUCAAAACGUAGGAGAUCUUCGACUGCUUGCUUAGCCAUUAUAGCGCUCUGAUCUGUAUUCUUUUUUUUAAGGUCUUCAUUUCUGUUGUAUAUCAAUCUUAACUUGGCAUAUGAACAACAAAAAAGAAGAAAAAGGAAAGGGGAAAAAAAAAAAAAAAACUAUCAUGCUUCAAAAUUCACGAAACGAGAAACAAAGAAGAAAAUGCAAAUUUGCAUAGGCAUUGUAAAACUCAUGUAACUGAGUUCCCCAUGUUGGGUUGCUCAAUUGUAUUUUGAUGACAAUAAACUUUGAAGUGUUGC